ACUGUAUAACAUCUUUAUAUAGCGACGUUUCUUGCGCCGGUUCUUGCAACGACGGGGAUGGAUCUUGAACCUCCAGGUGAGUCAGUCAACGAAUUAUUUCCACCCGCACUAAUGACUGAAUCGUGUUGCAACUAGUAGCAAGUGACAGUAGCGGAGGCUGGGAGGCCAUGGCAGUUGCAGCCUGCGGCUAACAGUCCUUUUGCAUUCCAUACACAACCAUGGGAUCAACAGGAAGAGCUGGACAUGUGGAGGACCAGGUCCAUCGAAAAACUCCUGGAAGCCUGCCUGACGUUCGCCGGUUACCACCAUCCGACAGCGGGGGCAGGUGCCGGCAAGGUUGGCGCUGCGUUGGGAAACGCUGCUGACAAACUCCUCGUUGAAGUGCCUUCAUCGUCGUCGGCCGCUACUCCCCCAAUUGCGUCUACAAGUGCAGUGCCUCCCCCGGGUUUCACUGCGGACCAGUUUCUGAAAUGGCGAGAGGUGGAGGUGGUCGCUGGCGCGAAGGACGUCACGAAGCAGAAGGAGGUGGAUAUCGCUGUCGCGAAGGAAGUCACGAAGCAGUUUCAGCUCAGGUUGCAGCUGGCGAAAGGAAAUGAGAAAGCUUGUGCAGAUUGCCCAUCGACUCCGGGAGCUUGCUCCCCCAAGAUGCGGAUUAGAUGUGGAGCUAAACGCAUAUUUGGCAUGGGAGGUAAGCUCGAUCUGCUUUUCAUGACGGAACUCCUGAUCAACAAGGAGUAAACCUGCUCCUUGCAGAAUCCAAUGGUGUCCACAACCAAUAAAGCAACAUCCUUCGACUACACACUUGCGCAAGGACAAGCGGACCCACCUCUGCACCGACUCGGCGAGAGCUCAUGUGGUGUGAAGGAUUCCCUCAAAAUGCCCACGAAAUCGGCUACCAGGGGAUCCGCAUCCCGGGCUAAAAAAAGAAAAUUCUAGUG
Fimicolochytrium jonesii is the source of this 938-nucleotide messenger RNA. RefSeq lists its product as uncharacterized. The record is from RefSeq and is a predicted model, not a curated record. The transcript has a single exon. The coding region runs from base 244 to 738 and encodes 164 amino acids. NCBI's taxonomy places the organism in Eukaryota, Fungi, Chytridiomycota, Chytridiomycetes, Spizellomycetales, Powellomycetaceae.